Sebastes umbrosus (honeycomb rockfish) is the source of this 2358-nucleotide messenger RNA. RefSeq names its product aldehyde dehydrogenase 7 family, member A1 (gene aldh7a1). Gene Ontology annotation, molecular function: aldehyde dehydrogenase (NAD+) activity. Lineage: Eukaryota; Metazoa; Chordata; Actinopteri; Perciformes; Sebastidae. The record is from RefSeq and is a predicted model, not a curated record. Bases 145 to 1773 code for a protein of 542 amino acids. The transcript has 2 exons.
CAUUUAAAAAUAAAAAAACAAAAACAAAAGCAGCAGUACUUCCGGUUCCAGCCUGUGACGCGAACAUCAGGCGACUGAGAGAAGUACUUCCCCCGUGCUCUGGAGUUGGACGUGGCCAUCACGCACUUUAUAUAUCAACCACUCAUGCAGCGCUGCCUCACUCUGACCUUUGCCCGGCACAGCAGGCUCCUCUUGAGAAAUAAAUUCGCAACUGUCCACUGCCAGCAGUCAGCAGCCAUGUCGGGUCUCCUCAUCAACCAGCCCAAAUACGCCUGGCUGAAGGAGCUGGGCCUGUCUGAGGACAACCCUGGCGUCUACAAUGGGAGCUGGGGAGGCAGCGGGGAAGUCAUCACGUCAUACUGCCCCGCCAACAAUGAGCCCAUCGCCAGAGUAACCCAGGCAACCAUGGCGGAGUAUGAAGAAACUGUCCAGAAGACAAGGGAGGCUUGGAAGAUGUGGGCAGAUAUUCCAGCUCCCAAAAGAGGGGAGAUUGUGAGGCAGAUUGGAGAUGCACUAAGAAAGAAGAUUAAUGUCCUCGGGAGCCUGGUGUCUCUAGAAAUGGGCAAGAUCUAUGUUGAGGGAGUGGGAGAGGUUCAGGAAUACGUUGACGUCUGUGAUUACGCUGUUGGUUUGUCUAGAAUGAUUGGCGGGCCUAUGCUGCCAUCAGAGAGACCAGGCCAUGCCCUGAUCGAACAGUGGAACCCAGUUGGUCUCGUCGGCAUCAUUACCGCCUUUAACUUCCCUGUGGCUGUCUAUGGCUGGAACAACGCCAUCGCUCUGACCUGUGGCAACGUCUGCCUCUGGAAAGGAGCUCCAACCACAUCUCUCACAAGUGUUGCAGUUACCAGGAUUGUGGCAGAGGUGCUGGAGAAAAACAACCUGCCCGGCGCUAUCUGCUCCAUGACCUGCGGAGGCGCCGAUAUCGGCACAGCCAUGGCAAAGGAUGAGCGUGUGGAUCUAGUGUCGUUCACAGGCAGCACCCAUGUUGGCAAGAUGGUAGCCAUGAUGGUGCAGGACAGGUUCGGUCGUAAGCUGCUGGAGCUCGGCGGGAACAACGCGAUCAUCGUGUUUGAAGAUGCCGACCUGAAUCUCGUUGUGCCGUCCGCCGUCUUUGCGUCGGUGGGAACCGCCGGCCAGCGCUGCACCACAACCAGGAGGCUGAUGCUGCACGAGAGCCUUCACGACGCAGUGGUUGAGAGGGUCUCCAAGGCCUACAAACAAGUCCGCAUCGGAGACCCGUGGGAUCACACCACCCUUUAUGGGCCUCUGCACACCAAACAAGCUGUGGAUCAGUAUCUGGCGGCUAUUGAGAAGGCCAAGCAGCAAGGUGGCACCGUGGUCUGCGGCGGAAAGGUGAUGGACCGUCCUGGAAACUACGUGGAGCCGACCAUCAUCACCGGGCUGGCUCACGACGCUCCCAUUGUCCACACCGAAACCUUCGUCCCCAUACUGUACGUCCUCAAGUUCAAGACGGAAGAGGAGGCAUUUACCUGGAACAACGAGGUCCAGCAGGGCCUGUCCAGCAGCAUCUUCACCAAAGAUAUGGGGCGGGUUUUCCGCUGGCUGGGGCCUAAAGGAUCCGACUGCGGCAUCGUGAAUGUCAACAUUCCUACAAGCGGAGCCGAGAUCGGAGGAGCCUUUGGUGGAGAGAAACACACAGGAGGUGGAAGAGAGUCUGGCAGCGACUCAUGGAAGCAGUACAUGAGACGUUCAACCUGCACGAUAAACUACAGCAAGGAUCUUCCUCUGGCCCAGGGAAUCAAGUUUGAGUGAAGCCUUCCUUCAUGGUUUGUUGUUUAAGCGUUCGAUGAGUCCAAAAGGACAACACUACAUGCAUUAGAGGCAGAGUGAUCUUUGUCAGUGCUUUUUUGCAUUCAGAGAGGUCAGUUUGAAUUUUAACAAAAUUUGGAAUCAAUUGUCCUGCAUCAAAUCUACGUCUAUGAUUGUUGCUUCAGAUAUUAAUCCUGGUUUGAAAAUACUUUUGUGUGAAAGGUCAAAUACUGUCCCCCCAAAUGUUGGUGAGCACUUUUCUACAAGCACUUAGAAAGGGAGUCUGAGUGCUAGAUGACUGUACCAGAUACUUUAUACUGUGUAAAAAAAUAAAUCUCACCUUUAUUUUGGGAAAAAAAAACUGGAGUGGACCUUAUUCAUGUGUAGAUUAAAUCUUUAAAUCAUUAUUGUCAACACAGACUGUUUAAAAUCUUUUCAUUAAUAUAACAUUAAUAGAAGGCGUCUAUUAAAUCACUGACUGUUUGCAUCUCCUUUACCAUAUUAAUAUACUGUACUUUGCAUCCUACAAGAAAGAGUCCCAGUGUGCUUUCCAGACAAUAAAACAAUAAAUAAAAGGCUCGAUGUUGA